AUGCCGAACCGGAGACCGAAAGUGUUGGUUCAGACGGCAGCCCACGUAAGCGGUGCCGCCUUUUACUACAAACCCGAUGUGAUUGAAGGCAUAUCGGCGUCGGACCGACUGUUAGGGGUUUGCAUUCACCCGCGUUUUGGCGGUUGGUUUGCCAUCCGAGGGAUUGUCGUGUUUACGAGUCUUACCACUGACUCACUUGAGAGAAGACAACCUAAAGAUGUGAUCCAAGCGUUGGAACUGAAGAAGAAGUUGUUGUAUAAGUUUAACAUUGAUUGGAAAGACUGGUCCUAUCGGGACAUUAUUCCUGUCGUUAAAAAGUAUAGCGAUUUGCAAAUCAAAUACUUUUCGCUCAAACCCUGCGAUCGCAAAGAAUACCUCAAUUAUUUAGUAAAUUUACAAAAUUAA
Molecule: messenger RNA, 405 nt
Organism: Medioppia subpectinata
Lineage: Eukaryota; Metazoa; Arthropoda; Arachnida; Sarcoptiformes; Oppiidae
Source: the annotation of a GenBank genome assembly